Syngnathus acus (greater pipefish) is the source of this 4033-nucleotide messenger RNA. RefSeq names its product phosphatidylinositol 4-kinase beta-like. Gene Ontology annotation, biological process: phosphatidylinositol-mediated signaling; phosphatidylinositol phosphate biosynthetic process. The transcript is spliced from 14 exons. Bases 361 to 2985 code for a protein of 874 amino acids. NCBI's taxonomy places the organism in Eukaryota, Metazoa, Chordata, Actinopteri, Syngnathiformes, Syngnathidae. Gene Ontology annotation, molecular function: 1-phosphatidylinositol 4-kinase activity. Gene Ontology annotation, cellular component: membrane; cytoplasm. The record is from RefSeq and is a predicted model, not a curated record.
GUAGCUGCAUCGUGGGUCGGCGAUUGAUGAUGCGUCACUUCAAGCUGAAAACAAAUCAGGCGGAUCGUCAACACGUCCGCAAAACAACAACAUAACAGUAACGCAACAGCGAAACAACCGGAUGGACACGUUGACGGUGUGAGAGGACAUCCGGAUGUAUUCGUGAAGGAAAACCUCAAAGCAUCUGCACGGGCGUCGAAAGUGAUUUGCUCGACUUUCGCGCGGACGCGCAUGCGCAAACACAUCGCGACGCCACAAAGUUUGUCGCCUCGUCACGUGACGUCAUAGAAAGACGGGCUUCGAUAUGGUGACGUCACCACGAGUUGAAGUCACAGGAAUUCAAGAGGUCCAGAUUACGAGAUGGCCGACACCCGAGUUUCGUUCUCUCCUGCUCUGCGUCUGCUCCAGCUAAGCCCCGCCCACACGCCAGCGCCCGCACCCCCGUCCUCGUCCCCUACCGCCUUUUCGUGCCCGUCAUCCCCCUCCAGCGCCUCGUCGUCAUCCUCAUCGUCAUCACGUUAUUCCGAGAGUUGUUCGGACUGCCCGACUCGUCGGCAGCGCCGCCGGCGCCCAGCGCCCCGCCCUCAGCCGGCCCGUGAUGAGCGCCCGUCCUCGCUCAGCGCCAGUCCCCGCAGCUCCAGCCCCGGUGGCAGCAGUGCCAGCCUCAGCAGCGACGUCCCCGACCCCGCGCCCGCCCCCUCGCCCCCCACUGAGAAGGAGCUCCAAGUGAUUGACACGGAGGUGGCGCUGAAGGCGUGCCAGGAAGUUCUGCUGAAAGUCCAAAUGCAGCAGCAGGACGGCGCCAUCCAAGAGGAGGACGAGGAGCGGCGGGCAGACGUGUGCGACCUCUCCCCUGCCUCCGAUCGCUCGUCGUGGCUACUGCGCCUGUUCCAGUCCAAACUAUUUGAUGCGUCCAUGGCGGUGGCGUACCUGUUCAAGUCAAAGGAGCCCGGCGUGCAGGCUUACAUCGGGAACCGCCUCUUUGGCUUUCCACCCUCUGAUGUGGACUUUUACUUGCCGCAGCUGCUAAGCAUGUACGUGCACAUGGAUGGCGAGGUGGGCGACGCCAUCCGACCGUACCUGGUGCACCGCUGCAGCGGCAGCAUCGUCUUCUCGCUGCUGUGUGCGUGGCUGCUGGGCGCCUACUCGUCUGACAUGCACAUAUCGGCACAGCGACAUUCGCGAGGGGCCAGACUGCGAAAACUCAUUCUGUCCGACCAGCUACGGCCUCCCGCUGCCUCCGCCGCCGCCGCCCCAGCCUCGCCAUGCUCCUCACCGGGCGAGUCACCCUCCCCAAGGGGCCACCAGAGAUCCAAGUCGGACGCUACCACGUGCAGCGGCCCGGGUGGUGCCCUGCGCAGGACAGAAAGUAACCCCAAAGUGGAGGUGCGGGAGCCGGAGCGUCUGCGUCCUCAGCGCGAGCUGGUCAAGUCUCUGCUGGCGAUCGGUCGCCGACUGGCCUCGCUGCCCGGCAAGGAGCAGAAGACGCAGCGUCUCAUCUCGGAACUGUCACUGCUCAACCACAAGCUUCCCGCCAGAGUUUGGCUGCCCACGGCCGACUUUCAGCACCACCUGGUCAGGAUUCCCCACACGCAAGCUGCCGUGCUCAACUCCAAAGACAAGGCUCCGUACAUCAUCUACGUGGAGGUGCUGGAGUGCGAAAACUUUGAAACGUCGCCCGUGCCUAUCCGCAUCCCCGAGACGCGGAUCCACUCGGCCCGCUCCGCCGACAACCUCGACUGCAAUGCGGACACCACCGCUUGCGCCGGUGCCACAGGCGGAAGCCUGUGCGGUGUCCACAACUACGACAACGACGAUGACGCCUGGGCCACCGACGAUAUCGGACAGCUACAGGUAGAGGUUCAGACAAGUAGCAGUGACAACCUGAGUCAAUUUUCACUGGACAGCCUGACCAGCGUGGAGAGCAGGGAGAUGUUUGUCGCCGCCGGAGAUAUCAGACGCCGCCUGUCGGAGAACCUGGCCCAGACCCCCACUUCUUUCAGGAAAGACCCCGAAGAUCCCUCGGCCGUCGCCCUCAAAGAGCCCUGGGAGGACAAAGUCAGGCGUAUCCAGGAGACGUCCCCGUACGGCCACCUCUCCGGCUGGCAUCUCCUUCCCGUCAUCGUCAAGUGCGGAGACGACCUGAGACAAGAACUUUUGGUCUAUCAGGUGCUCACCCAGCUACAGGCCAUCUGGCGUCAGGAGCGAGUCCCUCUGUGGAUCAAACCUUACAAGAUCCUGGUGAUGUCAUCAGACAGCGGGAUGAUUGAACCUGUCCUCAACGCCGUCUCCCUGCAUCAGGUGCGCAAGCAGAGUCAGCUGUCGCUGCUGAAGUACUUCCUGCAGGAACACGGCAGCUUCACCACCGAACAGUUCCUCAAAGCCCAGAGGAAUUUCGUGCAGAGCUGCGCCGGCUACAGCCUUGUCUGUUACCUCUUGCAAGUCAAAGACAGGCACAACGGCAACAUCCUCCUGGACUCAGAAGGUCACAUCAUUCACAUCGACUUUGGCUUCAUCUUGUCCAGCUCUCCGCGCAAUCUCGGUUUCGAGACGUCCGCCUUUAAGCUGACCGACGACUUUGUGGAGGUGAUGGGCGGCCUGAAUGGCGACAUGUUUGUCUACUACAAGAUGCUGAUGCUGCAGGGGAUGAUCGCGGCCAGGAAGCACAUGGACAAGGUGCUGCACAUGGUGGAGAUCAUGCAGCAAGGUCGGCGGCGGGCUCGCCAUUCUAUUUGCGUCCUUACAAAACAUUUUGGGCUCCAGAGCAAAGUGAGCGCCACCGCUUGCGUAUUUGUGUUGCCAGGAUCGCACCUGGCUUGCUUCCAGGGCUCGGGGACCAUCCGCGGCCUGAAGGAGCGUUUCCACAUGAGCCUGACGGAGGAGCAGCUGCAGCUGCUGGUUGAGCGAAUGGUGGACGGCUCCGUGCGCUCCAUCACCACCAAACUCUACGACUCCUUCCAGUACAUGGUCAACGGCAUCAUGUGACUCCAAAGCCAACCGCCUGCUUUCCUCCGAUUGAGGCGCCCAGCUCCAACUUUUGGCUUCUGCUGUUGCUGCUUGUUUUUAGGCCUCCUUCUACUUGGGCAACCUCUCCUAAUGCGUCCUUAGUUUCCUUCUUCUUGAACUCUUCCUUCGGCUGCAUCAUGGUCGUCUUCCUUUGCCACUUGUUCGGUACUGAAGCACACUCCGUGCGCCAAAACAUUUGUGUGUCCUUGUCGCUGCACGAGCCUAGCUUGUUAGCUUUAGCCCUUAUGCUAACCUUGCACACGUGACAAAAGCUGAAUGUUCUGGUUCUUAUGUCCUUUCAAUCUUAAACAUAUCUCGUAGUUUGGACGGGAAUGCUAAUGUUAGCAUGACCACGAGUCGCUGUUUUGUUUACAUGGCGAACAAAGGUCUGUUGAGGCAACACUUGCAAUGGAGCCUCUUGUUUCAAGUUAUUUUCUUCUUUGUGAAUUCUAAAGUCACAUUUGUGGCAUUAACUCCGUUACAGGAUGCUAGUUUUGUUUCCUGCAGAUCAGAUACACUCCGUUUACACUAACUUGUCAGUCUGUGAUUGGCCAACACUACAUUCCUGAUUGACUGGAGCCAAUCAGGAGGCACGUUUACAUUGCGGUUGUACGACUGCUGGAGGACCUGUUUGAAGACAAUGUGGGAAAGCACACCUUUAUCAUUGGCAACGACUGAGCUCGCCUGGCUAACUAGCCACUGCUCACCUUUCGGUAAAAAUUCUCAUCAAAUGUAUUAUGCCUAUUUCUUUACUGCAGGGCCGUCAGAUUGUCCUGACCAGCAUUAUUUUUGGAAGUCAAAAACUAACGAAUAAAGUGACUAAUUUGACAGCCGUUUUUCAGUUGAUCAAUACAACUUUUUUUGAACCGCUGAAGAGAGACAGCACACCGCUAGCAGCUGCUAGCCGAAAUGCUGCUGUCCUUGUUGAGCCUGAAAAAAAGCCAUGAAGACAAAAAAAAGUGCCGCUGCCUUUUUCCUUCCGUCGCUAUUUGAUAAUGUGGAAAUAAAAAAACAAGUGAAAAUGUAA